Verticillium alfalfae VaMs.102 is the source of this 2220-nucleotide messenger RNA. Its product is annotated as cleavage and polyadenylation specificity factor subunit 2. Gene Ontology annotation, biological process: mRNA 3'-end processing by stem-loop binding and cleavage. Lineage: Eukaryota; Fungi; Ascomycota; Sordariomycetes; Glomerellales; Plectosphaerellaceae. Gene Ontology annotation, molecular function: RNA binding. Bases 1 to 2220 code for a protein of 739 amino acids. Gene Ontology annotation, cellular component: mRNA cleavage and polyadenylation specificity factor complex. The transcript has 3 exons. The record is from RefSeq and is a predicted model, not a curated record.
AUGUUUACGUUCUGCCCGCUGCAAGGCGCGUGCUCCGAAUCAGCCGCUUCGCAAUCUAUCCUCGAGCUUGAUGGAGGAGUGAAGGUGCUGAUAGAUCUUGGAUGGGAUGAAUCUUUUGAUGUCGAGAAGCUCAAAGCGCUCGAAAAGAUACCCGUUUACGCCACGAGGCCAGUCAUCGACCUCGGACGAACACUUACCCAGGAUCUAUACUCAUCUACGCCACGGGCCGCAACGACCAUUCCGCACGAUUCCCUCAGCGAAGUCGCAUACUCUUACUCGCAGCAACCUACAACAGGUAGCAAUUUCCUGCUCCAGGCCCCGACACCCGAAGAGAUCACCCGAUACUUUUCUCUCAUCCAACCACUGAAAUAUUCACAACCGCACGAACCUCUACCAUCACCAUUCUCACCACCGCUUAAUGGCCUCACAAUCACGGCUUUUAAUGCCGGCCAUACCCUCGGUGGGACGAUAUGGCAUAUUCAGCAUGGGCUCGAGUCGAUCGUCUAUGCUGUAGACUGGAAUCAGGCUCGAGAAAACGUGUUCGCUGGCGCCGCAUGGCUCGGAGGAGCGGGAGCUGGCGGGGCAGAAGUCAUUGAGCAGCUACGCAAACCGACAGCUCUUAUCUGCAGCAGUCGCGGCGCCGACAGGAAUGCGCCAUCUGGUGGUCGCCGCAAACGCGACGAACAACUCAUUGACAUGAUCAAGCUGUGUGUGAGCCGAGGAGGAACGGUCCUCAUCCCUGCAGACUCGAGCGGACGUGUGCUGGAAUUAGCUUACCUUCUCGAACAUGCGUGGAGGCUCGAGGCAGGUAAGACCGACAGCGCUUUGAGAGCGGCUAAGCUGUAUCUGGCUGGCCGUAACGUGUCUAGCACCUUGCGAUAUGCGCGAAGCAUGCUCGAAUGGAUGGACGACAACAUCGUCCGCGAGUUUGAGGCCACGGCGGAUGGCCAACGGAAGGCCAACGGCAAUGACGGCAAGCAUGCAAAAGAUGCCGCGCCCUUCGACUUCCGAUUCAUGAGGCUUGUGGAACGAGAGGCACAAAUACGAAAACUCUUGAGUCAAACCUCAGAGAAUGUACGGUCGGAUGGUCGAGUCAUUGUCGCGAGCGACAACAGCUUGGAGUGGGGCUUCUCUCAUGAGCUCCUCCGAGAGCUUGCAAAGGACUCGAGAAAUCUACUAAUUCUGACUGACAAGCCUUCUCUUGCUCAGAGUGGACAGCCAUCUAUCGCAAGGAUCUUGUGGGACUGGUGGCAGGAACGCAGAGACGGCGUCUCGAUCGACCAGUCAGACAGCAAUGACAGCAUCGAACUUGUUUAUGGCGGUGGCCGCGCACUCACUGUUACGGACGCCAGGCGACAAGGACUUGAAGGCGACGAGCUCAGCACAUACCAACAGUGGCUUGCGACACAGCGCCAAUUGCAGUCGACACUCAACGCGGGGGUUGCUGGGUCUCUGGAAGCUCCAGCCGAUGUCGGGGAUGAUGGGUCCUCCGAAUCGUCAUCCGACUCAGGUGAAUCAGACAAUGAGCAACAAGUGGGUGGCAGUCAAGAGGAAACGACGACUCUGGCCGCAGACUGCAAGAAGUUGCUUGCCGCGCGCAUCGGUGCGUCCGAUGAGAGCGCGGUUGAUGUUUUUACGCCAGAAGUUGGCACGACUGUGGACGCCAGCGUUGAUACCAAUGCAUGGGUUGUGAAGCUCGGCGAUAGCCUUGUUAAGAAGCUCAAGUGGCAGAAUCUGCGAGGCCUAGGCAUUGUCACGAUCACAGGUCAGCUGCUUGGCGAGAGUCAUGCCAUCUCUGAGUCCACGGGUUCCAACAAGAGGCUCAAGACGGCGAGCAACGAUGACAGUGCGGCUUUCAAAGGUGAAGAAGGAGGUGAGGAUUCCGACAACAGAGCAGUCGAGGUAGUACCUGUUCUCGAUACACUACCUUUGAGCAUGGUGUCGGCGGUGCGGUCGGUCGCACAGCCACUCCAUGUCGGCGACCUGCGGCUUACGGACUUGCGGCGGGCAAUGCAAUCGACCGGCUACACGGCCGAGUUCCGGGGCGAGGGCACGCUUGUCAUCAAUGGGGCUGUGGCAGUGCGCAAGACGAAUAUGGGCAGGAUAGAAGUGGAGAGCGUUGGUGUGGCAGAUCCGUCCGCUAUGAUGCAGCAAAGGAGCACGUUCUACGAGGUGAAGCGGAUGAUUUACGAUGGGCUCGCCGUCGUCGCAGGAGCUUAA